Molecule: messenger RNA, 1570 nt
Organism: Paralichthys olivaceus (Japanese flounder)
Lineage: Eukaryota; Metazoa; Chordata; Actinopteri; Pleuronectiformes; Paralichthyidae
Source: RefSeq, a predicted model, not a curated record
GUCCGCGGUUAUGAAUGAGGUGGGUCCUGACGCCACUAGCUACUGUUGAAAUUCCAAUGCUAACCAACUUUAGCCAGGCUGCUAAUAUGUAAUUGAGCGGAGACACACUCGUACGAAGCUGCUGUGGAUUAGAACGCACAAAUAAAAGUUGGUUUCCAGCGGAGGGACAUUGCUCAAUUCGUCUUCAUGUUCACUGCUGCGAGUGUCUCCGUCACCGCAGCCAGGACAUGUCCGGUUAGCCAGAGCGCGGCUAUCGGCGGAUAACGAACCCUGGCAGGCGAGCUAGCCCGAGCCAGCCUCGUUCGGACUGCUGGGUCUGCGGCGAGGGUCGGGGUUUGAGCAGCAGCGGGUUUUCCCCCCCGGAGGAGCAGCAGCGGCGCCGAAUGCUGUGACUACCAUGAGUCCCGCGGGCUGCCCCCAUGUCAGCGGCUUCAAAGUGGACAACUGGAAGCAGAACCUGAGGGUCAUUUAUCAGUGCUUCGUGUGGAGCGGUUCGGCGGAGACGAGGAAACGAAAGGCCAAGUCAUGUAUCUGCCACAUGUGCGGCGCCCACCUGAACAGACUUCACUCCUGCCUCUACUGCGUCUUCUUCGCCUGCUUUGCCAAAAAACACAUCCACGAACAUGCCAAGAGCAAAAGGCAUAACCUAGCUAUUGACCUGCUGUAUGGGGGAAUUUACUGCUUUAUGUGCCAAGACUACAUUUAUGACAAAGACAUGGAACAGAUUGCCAAAGAGGAGCAAAGGAAAGCAUGGAAAAUGCAAGGCAUAGGGGAGAAGUACUCAACGUGGGAGCCCACCAAGAGGGAGCUGGAGCUGCUCCGCCACAACCCCAAGAGGAGAAGAAUCACCUCCAACUGUACUAUUGGCCUUCGCGGUCUGAUAAACCUGGGCAACACAUGCUUCAUGAACUGCAUUGUCCAGGCGCUGACGCACACUCCACUAUUGCGGGACUUCUUCCUGUCUGACCGACACAAAUGUGAGAUGCAGAGCAACUCCUGCUUGGUGUGUGAGAUGUCCCAACUCUUCCAGGAGUUCUACUCAGGCCAUCGCUCUCCUCACAUCCCGUUCCGCCUCCUCCACCUGGUGUGGACUCACGCCCGUCACCUGGCUGGUUACGAGCAGCAAGAUGCCCACGAGUUCCUCAUUGCGGCGCUGGACGUCCUGCACAGACACUGCAAAGAUGAUAACGGAAAGAAAGCCAACAACCCAAACCACUGUAACUGCAUCAUCGACCAAAUCUUCACAGGGGGCCUGCAGUCUGACGUCACCUGUCAAGUCUGCCAUGGUGUUUCAACAACCAUAGACCCGUUCUGGGACAUCAGCCUGGACCUGCCAGGAUCCUCCACGCCGUUCUGGCCCCUCAGCCCCGGAGGAGACGGAUCGGCACUAAACGGAGAGAGUCACACCACCGGAGCCACAACGCUCACAGAUUGUCUCCGCAGGUUCACCAGACCAGAGCACCUGGGCAGCAGCGCUAAGAUCAAGUGCAGCGGUUGCCAUAGUUACCAGGAAUCCACUAAGCAGCUGACCAUGAAGAAGCUGCCCAUUGUGGCCUGCUUUCACCUCAAA